Mytilus trossulus (common blue mussel) is the source of this 909-nucleotide messenger RNA. RefSeq lists its product as uncharacterized. The transcript is spliced from 5 exons. The record is from RefSeq and is a predicted model, not a curated record. Bases 161 to 820 code for a protein of 219 amino acids. Lineage: Eukaryota; Metazoa; Mollusca; Bivalvia; Mytilida; Mytilidae.
CUUACAAUUAUGAUGUCUGUUUUAAGUGCUAUCACAUUUUAAACCUAUUAUAUCAGAUUAUGCCGUUUUAAAUUGAGUUAAUUCACACGCUUAACAGAAUAUAUAAAUACCCUAAUAAGAGGAUCCUCAACAGAGAUAGAUGUUACAUUGUUAAAAGAAGAUGUAUAUUUUUAACUUGUUGGUUUUAAUGUUAGCAUGUUUUGCUCAAGCUGUACCUCCACCCAUUCCUUCACAAAGAUGUACAGAGAGAAUUGGCGAAUUAUUAGAAGAAUUUGCUUCACAAGAGACAAUAGUAGAUAUUGAAAGUUAUAUACAGACAAAUACUCAAACAGACGAAUAUAUUUUUGAUGAAACUUUGGUAGAUGCUUACUGUAGCUUGUUUCGCAAGGUGGUUCCAUUUUUCGAAAACAACAUUGCAGCUUUGAGAAUAUUGUGCAUCAAUGAUCAUGAAAGAAAAUAUUUAGAGUUAAUGACGCACGUAAAGAACGUUGGUACGUCAAUGUGUGAUGUCGAGAAAAUGAAAGAUGUUAAAGCCAUUCUGACAUGUGUUAGUAAUAACCGUAUGGCACAGCAAGGAUUCGUUGGUUGUCUUCAGGGUACUCUACGUGGUUUGAGUUUGAGUACACCCGAUUCUCUCACUUGCUCAGAAGACGAUCAAAAUUACCUAUCUUGGUUCACAACUGUAGCAACCAGUUUUAAGUCAUGUUUUUGUCAGUUUGAUUCGUGCGCGCCAGAGAGUACGAAAUCAAUAACAGAAAUGCUCACAAGUCUUCAAUUGGACACUUGUGAAAUUGUUAGAUAUGCGGUAGGGGGACUAUAAUACCACAACAUCAGAUUUUAUUCAAAUUGUCUUCAGUUAAUGAUAUGAAAUAACACAAUUCAGAAUAAAUAAAGUUCAAAGAGAAAUGC